AUGUCCAAGGACCACAAGGACCUGAAGGGCAGGGCAGAGACCCUCCGCCAAUUGCAACGAAAGGACUCGCUCACCUCGCUCCUCUCGUGGACUGCUGGUCGGACCGGGAUCGGGAUCCCUGUUGCGAGACCGUCCACAGCGCCUGCUUCAUAUUCCCCGUCUUCAACGAACGCCAAUCCUCCCGAGAGCGGCUCCUUCAACAGCAACCACAAUAAUAGCAAGCAGCGGAGACAUAGCCAUAGCGGCCACACCAACAGCAGCGGCUCUUUCACUAUCGAUGUCAAGAAGAAGGCACGUAUAGAAUCUGGCACUGUUCGCCUCCUGGCGUCGAUCAACCCAGCAUUCCAGCAGAGACCAAGUGCUAAGACGAGACCUGCAAAGACAUCCCCCGUUGUGAGUCUGAAAGAGGACAACAACAGUGAUAAGAUGAGCGUCAAGACGGCAAUCAAGAGUGACUCAGAGAAGGGCAGUGCCCCGAGUGCUGGUGCUCGUCGUCCCAAUACCCCUGUUCGGUACAAGUACCCACACCACAGCCCUCAGCGGCCCAAAUCUAUCCUCCGUAACCCCAAACCCGACGUCUCCAAGCGGCCACGAACCCCCUCGGCUUCAUCCUCCUCAGAAGAACCCGGCCAGACUACGCCCCCACUCUCUCCCUCCUCCAGCACCACGACCUCCUCCGACGCCCCGGCAACCCCUCCUCUCUCACCAUCCCUCAACAAUAAAUUCCCUCAAUCUCAAACUCAAAACAAGACACCAAGGGAACCCACGGUCCGCUUCGCCAAAGCCACAAUCCACCACAUCGAGGUCUACUCCCCCGGGGCGAAGCUCUUGCCCGUGAAGCGCAAGUCGCGGAGUACGCUGAGCUAUUUAGACCCAUCAUGGCGCAGCUUGCCGAAGAAUUUAACGCAGAAUCCGGUGAAAUGGAGGCGACAUCAGGAGAACCAGAAGGCUAUGGGACGAUAUUGGCGGAGAACAGAGGAGGAGGAACAGAUGUGGCGACGGGAGAUGGAACGUAGGGCGGAGGAGGAGGCUAGGGCGUAUAGAAGUGAGCCUGCGGCUAGGCCGGGCAGUCCGGAAUUGAAUAUCUGGGUGAAUGGGGGGAAGUUGGCGAGCGCCGUCGUGGAUGAUAAGUGGCCUUUGGCGUCCGAGACUGAGGAGGAGGAGCUUAGGGAACAAGAUGAGGAGAAGGAUAAGCUAGAGGAGGUGCUGGCUGAGGAUGAGGAUGAGGUAGAUAAGUUGGAGGAGGUCUUGGCGGAAGAGGAAAAGACUCGAGGGCCAGAGCAAAGCCUAGAUGAGAAGAAACAGGAGGACGAAGUAUCAGGGACGAAGUCCAAGUCCCAAACAGACGAACAAACACAACCGACACAACAACACAAGCCCCAAGCGGCCCCAACCCUCGACCACCCAACCAACUCCUACCUCCCGCUCACCGAGCCUCCUCAGCUCAGCUCACCGACAUCCGAGCACCAGCAACACUCGACUUCCCCAUCCUCACCAUCCUCAACCGAGUCAACAUCCCCCCCACCCAACUGGAACCCCUCCUCAACCCCGCUCAAAAUCAACCCCUUCUCCAAACCUUCCGACGAGCGCCUGCCCCUCCUAGAACGGCGUGCCUCUGCACCAGCCCUCACAGCCCUGCGCACAUCCUCAUCACGCUACCGCUCCCUCUCCCGCUCGCCAGCACGCAUGGAGCGGACGCACAUGGGGAUGGCGUCGCCUGUGUUGAAGCCUAUUGCAAUGUCUGUGCCCGUUCCCACGGGUACCACAAUCACCACGACUACGUCGGCCAAUGGGGUUACUACGACGACGGUGACGUAUCCGACUAUUACGACGACCACCGCGGGAUCUACAUACACUACCACCAUGACGGUUGGUCCGGCUGCCCCUAGCGCAGGACCGGCUGUCUACGGACCUGGAGCCCUUCUCUCGCAGGAGUUGAUCCCCUCCCCAAGUGUAAGCCCCAUUUCCAGCCCGACGUUAGGUCCCAUCCCGGGAAGUCCGAUGCUUGGGCCGAUGGCGGGGUUGAACCUCAACGGCUCAGCAUCGGCUUCGGGGUCGGGGCUGAACAUGGCCAGCCCUAGGAUGCAUCUUAGGAAAAGCAGGUUAAGGAAUGCAAUCACUGCUAAGUUGUGA
Molecule: messenger RNA, 2133 nt
Organism: Thermochaetoides thermophila DSM 1495
Lineage: Eukaryota; Fungi; Ascomycota; Sordariomycetes; Sordariales; Chaetomiaceae
Exons: 2
Coding region: 1-2133 (710 amino acids)
Source: RefSeq, a predicted model, not a curated record